GCGCACGUCAGACCGAAUAUUGGCUGGCGUUCAGUUUAAGCGCCGAAUUCAAUUAUAUGGGACCUUUUACAUAGACUAGGAUAGAUAAGUCUCAUUAAAUAACAAUAUAUAAACCGAAGUCUUUAUAAUUAUUGGUUGUUUCCCAUUUUUAAAGAAAUGCAUUUGGAAUUAAAUCUAUAAACAAUUAGAAAAAGAUAAGUGCUGUGUUACUUCGACAUGUGAUUGAUUUUUUUGGUUUCAUCAGUUAUUAUCUGCCCUUUGAAACUAUAAACAUGAAAUUGCUACGUUUAUCUGAAGAAAACGUGGUUGGUUCCAUUCCAGCCAAAGCCACUCAGGUGAUGAUGUACCAUGAUAGAUAUACAGCUGGAGAGACCACGGGAGGUCUAAGCGUGAUCUUCACGAUGAUGUGCAUCAUUGAUUUAUUUGGAGUGUUUCCUGUGGUAGCAUUGCCGAAAAGCAUUAUAUCGUGUGGAAUUUAUGGCAUUCCUUUGGUCCUGGCUGUGGUCGCGCUACAGCUCUAUACUGCGGUGCUGCUCGGAAGAAGUUGGAUUUUAGCACACGAUAUCUCACCCAAUAUUAGAGAGAAGAGUCGAUUUCCAUACGCAGCAGUAGCAGAAUUAGCAUUUGGAAAGACUUCUCGCAGAAUUGUCACAUUCUUAAUUGAUGCUACUGUUUUCAGCGCGGGCGUUCCCAAUUUCAUAUUUGCAUCGCAAAGCAUGCAGUUAUUCUGGUGGAAAAUAACGGAUGGAGACGUGGGCAUCACAUACUGCGUAUGGAUGGUCGUCAUUGGUCUAUUACUCUGCCCAGUUAUGUGGCUUGGUUCACCCAAGGAUAUGAAGCCUCUAGCGUUGACAUCAGUAUUCAUUGUAACAACAGUGGCUAUCUCCACAUGGACCUGCAUAAUUAAUGACGAUAAGUCCCCUCCUCCGUCAGGGGACGUAGUAGCCUAUAUGCCUAGUACUAGAGACUUCCUGGUGGCUUAUGGCAUCAUGGUUUAUCAGUUCGACAUCCACCCAAUGCUGCUUACCCUGCAAGUGGACAUGAAAGACAGUCGUCGUAUUCACUCGGCCGUGUUGGGAGGGUUCGCAGUUACAGGAAUCAUGUUCACGGUCACCUCAUUCCUAGCAGCCAAGAGAUAUGGGAAUAAUGUACAGAGCAAUAUACUACAAGGGUUGCCCCCAUCAAUAACUCUAUACAUAGUGGCUCUUCUCGUCACAUUGCAACUCUGCCUUUCGAGUGCCGUCGGCAACUCAGCCCUGUUCCAACAUGUUGAAGAUCUGCUUAAAAUACCAAGAGAAUUCUGUAUACAACGGUGCUUAAUUCGGUCGAGUAUCAUCGCACUCGCAGUAUUUCUAGGGGAGUCCGUGCCAAGAUUCGAUCUAGUGAUGGGCUUAAUUGGCUCAACUCUUACCGGUCCUCUAAUGUUUAUAUUUCCACCAUUAUUUUUCCUUAGAUUGUGUUAUAAAAAGUCCUCUGUACCAAACAGUGCAUUGCCAUAUAGUAAAUUAAAGACUGACAAUCUCCAUAAAGUGACGUUGGGAGAACUCAAAAACGGCAAAGAUCCGUCAAAAAUGGCGUUGUUUAUGCAUUCAUUUGACACGAAAUACAAGACAUUUACCAAUACGUUAGGUAAAAUGGGCGAAAACGAUAUGGAUGAAUAUAAUAUAAAAUGGUAUGACAUAGUAUUAGCAGUUCUUGUUAUGUUAUUGGGUAUAUUGGCCACUGCUUUAGCGACAUAUUCAAGUUGGUCAGAUGCGAUAUCGUCAGCAUCUUUUUCACCACCCUGUAUAGUCAAUUCUACCGCUGCCGCGAGGAGUUUUAUUGAAAGAAACAUUCGAAUGACGUAAAAUAACUAAGUUAUCUAACGUUGUAAUACUGCCUGUGCCUACUGUUUAGCCUGACCAGAGGCGUACUUAAGAUGGUGGUCCUAAAAAGAAAGUAAGAUUCCGUAAUAUAAAAUGUGUUUUACUUACAAAAAAAGGCGACUCUUUUCUGUAUGUAAAGUUUGAAAAUCACGAUAGAUUAAAGUGACGGUACAUAGUUUAAUCCUCUGCCAUUAAUAACGCCUAGUAUUUUUAUGUUAGCUAUAUAGUGUGUUGACUUUGGUAAUUUUUACCAUUAUAAUUACAAUCAAUAUAAGUUGUCUUCAACAAUAUUAUGUCUUUGUUGUAUAAUAUAUGCACAAUUGUUUGGGUAAAUCGGACCAGAUUUAGUGUUUGACAGGUGUAUAAUGAAUUUUGUUAUGGUUUACUGAUGUAAAUCAUAUGUAAUCUUAAUCGUCUCUAUGUAAAAAUUACUUAAUA
Messenger RNA from Pieris rapae (cabbage white), 2303 nucleotides. RefSeq names its product probable sodium-coupled neutral amino acid transporter 6. Bases 273 to 1847 code for a protein of 524 amino acids. The transcript is spliced from 9 exons. The record is from RefSeq and is a predicted model, not a curated record. NCBI's taxonomy places the organism in Eukaryota, Metazoa, Arthropoda, Insecta, Lepidoptera, Pieridae.